GCGGGGCGGCGCGAGAAACCCUCCUGCGGCGCCGCUGCCCGGCCCGGCCCGGCCCGGCCCGGCCCCGCUCCCCGGAGCUGCUGCCCAGAGCUCUCCAGGUGCCGUCUCUGCUUCACCGCCCCGUGUCCAACCGGUGAGGGAGAGGCUCUUGGAUGCUGGGGACUACAGUCGGGUCAGCUGGUUCGCAACGCGGAGGUCGUGACUGCAUGGAUUUGUUGUGGGGACAAGAACUCGCAGCUGUUUUCCUUGAAAACCACAGUUAUGCUGCUACAGCCAAAAUGCUGAGAACCCCUAUCAGCUGCUGUGAGUAGCUUCGUGUCAGCUGCACAAUGCUGCAUCCCAGGGACCACAGUGUGAGGCAGAGGUGAACCCAGGAGACCGUGGCUACCAGCACAGCUGCCAGGAUGACCAAAGCGCGGCUCUUCCGGCUUUCAGUGGUGUUGGGGUCCAUCUUCAUGAUCCUUCUGAUCAUCGUGUACUGGGACAAUGUGGGGACAACUCACUUCUAUCUGCAUACAUCCUUCUCCAGGCUUCACCCCCUGGGAGCCCUCCCCACCGUCGCUCAAGACAAAGACCGGGAAGCCUUGUCAGAUGUGGAUGAGUUUUUGGAGAAGCUGCUGAGUUCUGGCUUGAGGCAGAACAGCCUCAGCACCAGGAAGACGGAGCAGCCUCCCCCACAGGGAUCCAGCCAGCCUGUCUUGGGUAACUUGGAGGAGAACGUGAGAGGCUACGAUUGGUCCACCCAUGACGCCAGAGUGAGCCUGGACCAGGAGAAGCUGCAGGCCGAGAGGCGGAGGAUGCUGCAGGAGUUCUGCGCCAAUUCCAGCUUCGCCUUCCCCACCAAGGAGCGCUCCUUCGAUGAUAUCCCCAACUACGAGCUCAACCACCUCAUCGUGGACGAUCGCCACGGCAUCAUCUACUGCUACGUCCCCAAGGUGGCCUGCACUAACUGGAAACGGGUGAUGAUCGUACUGAGCGAGAGCCUGCUGGAUCAGGGCGUCCCUUACCGGGACCCCUUGGACAUCCCCCGGGAACAUGUCCACAACACCAGCACUCACCUGACAUUCAACAAAUUCUGGCGCCGCUAUGGGAAGUUCUCCCGUCACCUCAUGAAGAUCAAACUGAAGAAAUACACCAAAUUCCUCUUUGUGCGUGACCCCUUUGUGCGCCUCAUCUCCGCCUUUCGCAGCAAGUUCGAGCUGGAGAACGAGGAGUUCUAUCGGCGGUUCGCCAUCCCUAUGCUGAAGCUCUACUCCAACCACACCAAUCUCCCCACCUCUGUUAGCGAGGCCUUUGGGGCAGGCCUCAAAGUCUCCUUUUCUGACUUCAUCCAGUACUUACUGGACCCCCGGACAGAGAAGAUGGCCCCUUUCAACGAGCACUGGAGGCAGGUGUACCGCCUCUGUCAUCCGUGCCAGAUAGAUUAUGACUUUAUUGGGAAGUUGGAGACCUUGGAUGAAGAUGCAGCUCAUCUGCUGCAGCUUCUCAAAGUGGACAGGCUACUCCGCUUUCCUCCCAGCUACCGAAACAGGACUGCCAGCAGCUGGGAGGAGGACUGGUUUGCCAAAAUCCCUUUGGCAUGGAGGAGGCAGCUCUACAAGCUGUAUGAGGCAGAUUUUGUACUCUUUGGCUACCCCAAGCCAGAAAACCUCCUUAAAGGCUGAAAGUGGGGGAGGGCACGGGAGUGACACCCCAAAUACCCCAAAUCCCAUGAAAGGUUUAAAGUCUCCUACUUCGUGGCUCACAAUUCAGUAUAUAUAUUUUUUCUACUGCUUCUCCUUCCACAUGUGCAUUAUUGCAGGAAACCAGAACACUCCCACCGGCUGUGCCCACACAGAAGACACCCCUCCCCUCACCGUGGUUUGGUUUUCAGACAGCCCCAGUCACUCCCUCACCUGUGUCCUCGGUCACUUUUUCUUAAUACUUUUUUUAAAUUAAUAUAUUUAAACUAUUUAAUAUGAAGCGUGUGUUGUGGCACAGGAAGGGAUGGAGUAAAAGAAAAGAAAGAUGGUGAACCUGC
Molecule: messenger RNA, 2020 nt
Organism: Alligator mississippiensis (American alligator)
Lineage: Eukaryota; Metazoa; Chordata; Crocodylia; Alligatoridae
Gene: CHST12
Product: carbohydrate sulfotransferase 12
Exons: 3
Coding region: 405-1664 (419 amino acids)
Biological process (GO): carbohydrate biosynthetic process; proteoglycan biosynthetic process
Cellular component (GO): membrane
Molecular function (GO): sulfotransferase activity
Source: RefSeq, a predicted model, not a curated record